Paramacrobiotus metropolitanus is the source of this 3926-nucleotide messenger RNA. RefSeq lists its product as uncharacterized. Gene Ontology annotation, molecular function: ubiquitin-protein transferase activity. The record is from RefSeq and is a predicted model, not a curated record. Bases 736 to 3462 code for a protein of 908 amino acids. The transcript is spliced from 9 exons. NCBI's taxonomy places the organism in Eukaryota, Metazoa, Tardigrada, Eutardigrada, Parachela, Macrobiotidae.
CGACUGGAUUGACUGGUGCGUAGAUACAUAUAUAUACUCGUUGCGCUAAAUAACCAAGUUUGUCUGAUUACGAACCUUAUGAAGUUUUAGAAAUUUGUCAAAUGAUCCAGAUUUAAAGCACAUCCUACCAAUUGAUGCGGAGGGGAUCGGAUUGUACAGCAGUGUUCGCGAUUGGAUAUUGCUAUUGUAAGUGAAAAGGACUUACGAGAACAGACUACCGGUAUAUAAAUAUGCAUCGGUACCAAACGUGGUGAAUGGUUUCAGCUUUUGGGGAAAUGUGUGGGAACAUUAAUAUUGUAGUAAUUAAUCGAUUUUUGUGGAUUUCUUAACUUUGUGGGUGUAGCAUGAGCAGUUGUUGAACGAUCUUGGCUAAAUGAUUCUGAAGUAAAUCGGCGAAAAACUACAAAGGACAGCGGUAUAACAGUAAUUAACAAUUAAAUUUAAAGGUUUAUAAGGGUCUGAGUCACCGCCAAAGCGCGGGCCGCAAGUCUUUAUGAUAAAGACUUUAUCGCAGCAUACCGGCAGAACUUGCUGUAUGCUCAUGCUCAUUGGCCAACAUUGACCACCGUUCAUCACGUUGGCCACGCCUGCUAUGAAAACCGUGAGAGCGAACCGGUUUGCAGUCUUUUAGUGCAGGCGGAAUCAGUUGCGCUUUUUUAAAUUCAGUUUCAAAAACUGAUGUGAGGACUGAUUUGUAGAGUAAAAUUUUGUGGUUAUUGCGAGACUUUUCGUACUAUGGCCGAGCUGCCGUAUAAUUAUAAGUGCAAAGCUGCGGGAUGUGCGUGCAGCAUCCCGUCCCGGGAUGAGAUUGAUCUUUCGUUCGCGACACAAGGGAAUACAAAAUGCAGGUGUGAUCAUUACGUUGGAAUCCAUCACCUGAUCAACAAUGUGGAACCACAGGUCAACCAGAUGGUCGUUUCUCUUGCCGGACGUUCCGACAACCAGCGCGAAGCGGGAGGGAUACAGAACGUUACCGGCAGUGUGGGUCAGCUGUCGACUGCUGCAGCAGUGAUACCAUCCGGGAAUGCUGCACUACCAUUGUCUGGAGGGCCAUACCGCACUGUGCAGCCCGGUUUCGGUACAACUGGAAUGCAGCGACCGGGAAUGGUCCACCAACCUCAAGUCCAACGAGGAUUGUCGAUUGGGGAAAUCAGCAGCGGUGUGCAAGGAUUCCCGGGAAAUCGACCAGGUGGAAUCAGCGGCGGUGUGCAAGGACUGCCGGGACAUCGGCCAGGCGGAUUUAGCGGCGGUGUGCAAGGACUGCCGGGACAUCGGCCAGGCGGAAUCGGCUAUCCGCAUGCUGCGUCUUCGCCGCCGAUGCCACGACCGGCACGUGGUGGGCGUGCUCGCGGUAGCUUACCGAAGCGACAGUGCAUGGAUAGCUUUCGAUCUCCGGCAGGCGGACAGUCGGCAUCAAUGGGUGGACAGUUGGCAUCGGGAGAUAUAAUGGAAAUACCUCGGAUGAACUGGAAGUUAUACGUGAAAGUGUAUUGCUUCCGCUUGUUGGAAGGCAAUGUUAUUCCAAACAAAAGAAUGCGAGAGGAUCAAGCGGAGAUUGAUUUCAUGAAACAUGCUGGGCUCAUUAAGCAAGUCGUAUUUGAAGAGCUUAGCGGUGUGCAUAUUGCGGCAAAGAUUUCUCAAGAAUUUUGCGCAGAACUUCGUGGCCGUAAUUGGACGUUACUGACCCGCGUAUUUGUGAACGGAAAGUUUGAUGGACAUCAUCUGCAUCCGUCCUAUUUAGCAGUUACGUCGCCAUCGUGGAAGAUUGCAGAUAUGUUUACCGAAGAGCCACCAGUCCACGAAGCCUGCCGGAGAAUGUUAAUUGCGCCAGCGGAAGGCACCAUCACCAUUCCAUGGGAAACAAUUGUUGGAUAUGCAAAUUCAUUGGGCAAAACUGUCAGUGAGUUGGGAUUGCGCGAAAUAACUGAUGAUGGAUUCGAUGAUUGCCAGCCAUCGACUUCUGGCCGCCGACAGCCGUCGCUACCAGUGGUGGCUGAACGCCAGCGUUCUGCCCAGUUACCUCCCAUUGAGAUGGAUGAAUCACCAUUAUCCUCGCCGGUUCGCCGUGUACGAAAUUCUUUUGGUGUGCAUACAUCAGUUUGCCGUGUCGGGGAAACCAAUCGCGUCUACACCAUUGAUAGCGAUCCGGAGGAUAUGAGCAAUAAUUCCAGUGAAACGUUGAAAGCAAACGAUGCCGACUCAGAAGUGAUUGAUAUUUUUGGCGAAGACAUCAGCGAAGAAAGGCCAUUGAAGUUUAUGAAAGUUGAUGAUUUCCCUACGCAUGAACAGGGUGAAGUUUUGUCAAUUGAUGGCGUUCGCUCAAGCCUUUGUUUCAAGGUGACAAAAAACGUUCCCAUGUAUAAGUCGGGUAUUGUCUUCGUCUGGAUCUCGGCAAAUACAAACGCAAAGAAUGUGGAGAAUUUCAUCAAGUUUUACUGUGACAAUGCUGACAGACUGGCUGUCAGCGGAAGAUUUGAAGUGCAAAUGGGCGAGGCGUCGGACUGGGAUGGGCCAUUUAAAGAAUGCAUCACAAUGAUGCUGGAAGCCUUUCGGCACUACGUUUUACCGGAUACUGGCACACCUGGCACACCAAUGUUCGAGAAAGAAGGCAAUGUGACCCUGAUAACUUCGGUUUUCAUUGUUACGAAAGACGGACAGUCAGCUCUGAAAGCGUUUGGGUAUCUGCUGCGGUUGGCGAUCAUUCACAGCUGUCCGUAUCCAAACUGGUUCAAUAAUUCUGCCAUUCGUUACGCACUGGACUUGCCAAUCGACGUGAACGAUGUGUAUCUGUUCAGCCCGGGAGUGCGUGAUAUUAUUCAAGGAAUCCUACACGGCACGGGUGAAAUUGUUUGGGGAAAUGAGGCGGCGCUGCGUUACUGGGCAGAGCACAAUCCGAAAUUUCCGACAGUUGCCUUACUGUCACAAGGCCGAGAAAAAUUUUGUCAGUUUAUGGCGGAAUUUGAACUUAUCGGCAAAAGAGUUUUCAAUUUGAAGCAUCUCUUGGAUGGAUUAUUGGCCGGUGCGAUGGCGCAGGAAUUUAUGAAAGUUAGAGCCGAAUGGAAAUUCAUCGAACUGUGUGUCUAUCGCUACUUGACGCCAGAAGACGAUCUACUGGAACAAUUUGUGCCUUAUGACGAAGAAGGUGCAGAUCCUACGCGAGUUGACGAGGAAGUGGAGAUGAUGAACUGGCUGGACGAUAUUAUCAAGCAAGAUCUUAGUUUCAAUGAGCGUCGAGAAUUUCUCCAUUUUAUCACUGCUUCAUACUCUAUCCCGGCUGAUCCUUUAAUCCAGGUGGUGUUCACGGACCGCCGAAAUGGAGGACGUCGCCCAGUGGCAUCAACCUGCAGCAAUAAAUUGACGCUGCCAACUGGCUGUCCUUCUAAGGAAAAACUAUUGGAAAUGGUGCGCGAGUGCAUCGCAUCUAUGGGCAGUUCGAUGUCUGGACUGAUGCAGUUGAAGUGAAUUCGAGGUCAGCUAAAUCUGUAACCAUAUGACGGAAGGUUGCGGAAUAACGGAAUACUCGUCAGAUAUGGGAGAUGUUGAAUUGGAAUAAGUCGUCUUGGGAUGCUGUACAAGCUGUUUCGAUAACGCCGCGAAAUGGGUGGUUAUGUAAUGAGUUUCUUAGAGACAACAUUUUCUAUGAUUAGUAAACUCUUGCGAAGUUAUGCACAGGCGAUGCAGUGAAAUGAGACGGUACUGUAAAAUUCAUGUCUUAUUCUUGUUAAUUUGAACUCGAAGCCGUAUUUAUGAGCAUUUUGAGUGCUUCUGAGCUGCUGACAUUUUACUUUCUGCGUAUGGUGUUGAUGAAAUGCCUUCCGUUAUUCGACCAAUAUUUUUGCGAUUACUGUAUGGUUGACUGCUACUUUCAUGUUUAAGUGCCGCAAGGCGGAAUUUACAUUAUCAAUAAAAACAUAACAGUUUAAUGC